This is a messenger RNA of Sinocyclocheilus grahami, 1138 nucleotides long. Its product is annotated as perilipin-2-like. NCBI's taxonomy places the organism in Eukaryota, Metazoa, Chordata, Actinopteri, Cypriniformes, Cyprinidae. Gene Ontology annotation, cellular component: lipid droplet; cytosol. Gene Ontology annotation, biological process: positive regulation of triglyceride storage; lipid storage. The transcript is spliced from 4 exons. The coding region runs from base 1 to 726 and encodes 241 amino acids. The record is from RefSeq and is a predicted model, not a curated record.
AUGACAGAUGUUGACACCACCAGUGUUGUGUUUCUGCCUACAGCUGCACUGGCAGAGCCAAGACCAGGUGAGGAGGAAGGAUUCAUAGUAACUACUAGACCCAGCUAUUUUGUCCGCCUGGGUAAACUGUCUGCCAGAGUUCGGGAGAGGGCGCUUGAGCAGUCUCUCAUUAGGGCCCGCAAAGCCAGAGACACUACGCAUGCAGCUGUGACUCAAAUGACCAGCACUAUGGACCUGCUGGAAAGUGCCCGGGUUACCUUGGCCAGUGCCAACCAGCAGCUAGGAGGCGCUCCGGAGCAGUUACUGCAGAGAUGGAAAGAAUGGAAGGAAGGGCAGCCCAAAGAACUGCAGAAGAAUGUAACAGCUGAGACAGAGGUGGAUACAGCAAAAGACAAGGAAGAGGAGCUGGAGUCGAGAGCCCUGUCGAUGGUACGGGGUUUGAGUGAUCAGCUGAAGGUGGCAUGUUCAGGGGUUGUGUCCAGUGUACAGGGUCUCCCAGGCACUGUGCAGGAACAGCUUCUGAAUGCUCGACAUACAGCUGGAGAACUCCAGGCAUCACUGAGCAGCACCAAAACGCUCACACCCAUGCUCUUAGAGCAGACGCGGCAGCAGAUCGGCCAGAUACGACAGUCACUGGAUGGAGUCAUGGAGUACCUUCUCAAUAACACUCCUCUCAAUUGGCUGGUUGGACCUUUUGCGCCUCAGAAAACAGAGAAAGGCGAUUGAAAAUGCUGUACAAUUUAAAACGGAUGUUUUGAUGCAGUAGGUUAAUAUAUGGUCCAAAUGGUUGUGUCUUGUAACUAUUGCCAUUUAAAAAAAGAAUGGCACUUUAGACACUAUAUUGUUUAUAUUACCGUAUAAUGAACAUAAAAUGGCAAAUUAUCAUUUCAUCAAUGUCAGUAUUCUAAACCAAGCAUUGAAACCACUACCACGUAGAGUAUGCACGUUUCUGCAGAUGAUUUACUGCUGUGUAGCAUUCAAAAGUUUCUGGUAGCCUACUUAAAUACUGAAUACAUGUACUUUCUGAAUAAAAGCAACUUGAACUUCACUGGUUUUGUAAUUCAUGAUUUUCCUUUUAUAACUCUUGCAAAAUAGAUAUGUAAAUUUUUCUGAAAUGCAAAAAAAACGGAUCAAUGGA